AUGAACGUCCUGACCGUCUCCGACCUGAACGACGAGCACGCGCCGCUGCUGCGCACGGGCGCAGACGACGUCGAGGAGUUUCUGCUCGCGACGUUUGCAGACAUUGAGCUCUACGCUGCUGUCUCUUCUGCCUCUUCUGCUGCUUCUAGUGACCCCAUCAGCGACGACGACGUCGACAGAGACGCGUCGACGCUGCCGCACAACGGAUCAAGUGGCACUUUGUUCGUGACCACAAGUCGCGUGGUGUGGAUCGGCGCAGCAGUGGGACCGCGCGUGGGUUACGCGUGGGAAAUGGCGUCCGUGACGCUCCACGCCAUCUCGAGGGACCCGGCGGCGUUCCCGACGCCCUGUGUGUACUGCCAGAUGAGCAGUCAGGACGUGUCGGAAGUGCACUUUGUACCGGCGGACGACCACACGUUGCAAGAGGUGUUUCGUGCCUUGUGCAAGUCAGCCGAGAUGAAUCCGGACGAGGACGAGGACAACGAAGACGACGGAUGGAUUUGUGACGAGGAGGAAGUGGCGGACGGAGCGAGAGCUGCUCAGUUGGCUGCACACUUUGACUCGAUGCUGCAAGUGCCGCCUGAGCUUGAGCACUGCGGCACGGAAUUGGGGCAGUUUGACGACGCCAUCGAGGAGAGUCUGCUGUAG
Hyaloperonospora brassicae is the source of this 648-nucleotide messenger RNA. The record is from the annotation of a GenBank genome assembly. NCBI's taxonomy places the organism in Eukaryota, Oomycota, Peronosporomycetes, Peronosporales, Peronosporaceae.